This is a messenger RNA of Myzus persicae (green peach aphid), 2870 nucleotides long. RefSeq names its product scavenger receptor class B member 1 (gene emp). Gene Ontology annotation, cellular component: membrane; cytoplasm. The record is from RefSeq and is a predicted model, not a curated record. Gene Ontology annotation, molecular function: scavenger receptor activity. Lineage: Eukaryota; Metazoa; Arthropoda; Insecta; Hemiptera; Aphididae. Bases 602 to 2326 code for a protein of 574 amino acids. The transcript is spliced from 10 exons.
CGCCGCUGCAGUCCGUCGGUCAAGUCGAGUCAGUCAGUCUGUUAUCGCGACCCGCCGCCCGACUACUGCAGCACAGAACAACUCGCGGACCGACAGAAAAUAUUUAUUUUACUAUCAUUAUAAUCGUUUCGACGAUUUUCCACGUACCAAAAGAAAUUGUUUUGCAUUUCGCACGUGAAUUACGGCAACCACAAUAACACAACAUCGUCGACUGCGGCAUACACCGUUCCCCUGCGCGCUCGUCGUAGGUAUUACAACUAUAAUAUUCUUCACCGACGCCACCACCGUCUCGUGUACUUUCAACGCCACGCGUCGCUCCGAACACACGUAACGACGCCGCCGCCGCAGCAGCAGCUCUCUCUCCUUUGGCGCCGUGUAAAAAAAAAAAAAUAAUAAUAUUAUCCGUAAAUCGCAUUCGACCGACAGCCCGCCGCCUCGCGGUGUGCGCCACACGCGCAUUAUACUCGCGAUAUCGUCCUCGUCGGAUUGAUGUUCUCGCGGUGAACUCGCGCCGCGUUUGGUAAGCCAACAGGUCGACCGACACACCUGCCAGUAGCAGCUCAUCUCGGCCACACACACACACCGAACGUCCGCUAUCAAGAUGCAUAACAAAAAAGGCAAGCUGUGCACAAAGCUCACCAGCAGCUUCCUGCGCAAGUGGUGGGUCGUACUUGCCAUAGCCGUAGCCCUAUUAGUUGGUGGCCUCCUAGUGGUGGCGUUUUUCACUGCAGCAGUCGAGUUGGUUAUCGAUGACCAAAUCACGCUGCGGCCCGGUUCUCAGACGUUCGAGAUGUGGCGCAAACCACCUGUGCGACCUUUGUUAAAAGUGUAUGUGUACAAUGUCACCAACGCCGACGAGUUUUUGAAUGUGAUCGCGCCCGGUGAGGUGCGCGAGAAGCCGAUCUUGGACGAGUUGGGUCCGUUUGUCUACGUGGAAACGUGGGAAAAAGUCAACCUGACAUUUCACGACAACGGCACGCUCACGUACAACCAGCAAAAGGUAUACAGGUUCGAUCCUGAGCAGAGCGUCGGUUCCGAAGAUGAUAUCGUCGUGGUACCCAAUAUCCCGAUGUUGUCAGCCACGUCGCAGAGCAAACACGCGGCCCGGUUCUUGAGACUGGCCAUGGCCAGCAUCAUGGACAUCCUUAAGGUGAAACCGUUCGUCGAGGUGAGCGUCGGUCAGCUGCUGUGGGGUUAUGAGGAUCCGUUGUUAAAACUGGCCAAAGACGUGGUGCCUAAGGAACAGAAGCUACCUUACGAAGAGUUCGGUCUGCUGUAUGGGAAAAAUGGAACUUCACGUGACAAUAUGACCGUGUUCACUGGAGCCACAGACAUUCGGCUGUUCGCCGCCCUGGACAAGUUCAACGGGCGUACUCACCUAUCGCACUGGACCACCGAUUCCUGCAACCGUAUGUCUGGUGGAAGUGAUGGUUCCCUUUUCCCGCCAAGGAUCCAACCAGACACCAUCCUACACGUUUUCGACAAGGAUAUGUGCCGAAAACUACCCCUAGUGUUUAAGAAGCAAGUUGAAGCUAAGGGAGGAGUUAAAGCGUACCGAUUUGGCCCUGACCACCGAGCGUUUGCCGACCCUGAUCACGAGCCGGAGAACCGGUGCUACUGCCCUUCGCUGAGCAGUCCUAGUGGAAACAGUACUUCUGGUACUAGCAGCUCUACUACAGCAAUGCCCACGGUAUCGACGAAAAUGAAUUCUCCACAGUGUGCGCCUCACGGCACAUUCAAUGUGAGCCUCUGUCAAUAUGACUCUCCGGUGCUGCUGUCUUUCCCUCACUUUUACAUGGGUGAUCCACGCCUCCGGGAAGCCGUUCACGGAAUGGACGAGCCAGAUGCUGACCGCCACGAGUUUUACAUCGACGUGCAACCCGAAAUGGGAGUGGCUAUGCGUGCUCGAGCCCGUGUGCAAAUUAAUCUGGCCGUAAGUCAAGUAGUAGACAUCAAACAAGUGGCUACAUUCCCUGACAUUGUGUUUCCGAUUAUGUGGUUCGAAGAGGGCAUCGAUGAGCUGCCCGACCACGUGAUCCAACUGCUCAAGCUGGCCACGCAGACACCACCAGUGGCCAAGGCCGCACUUCAGUACGCGUUGUUCGCCUCAGGAGCUGUGCUGUUGCUGUUGGCUCUCGGGUGUCUGGUGCGCAACUCGCACCGGCAAGAGACCAUGUCUCUCGAAGGAACAGCGCACUACAGCCAGGACGAAAAGAAGAAGCCCAAGAAAACGAUCCCACCUGCGCCCAUGAGCACCACGGUGCUGUCAAACGGUAACGGGACGGCAGCCAAGGCCAACGCCGGCUAUGUGGCCGACGACGAAUAGUUUCAGUAGUCCGGGGACAAUAAAGACAGCGCUGCACGGCCGACCACCAUCAGACGGGAAAACUGAAAACCCAUCGAUAGGGUGCAGUCCAUGUAGUCUCACAGCCACUCUAAGAUAAUACGAGAUCUAUUUCGAUGUACAUAAAAUAAGAAUGAUAUUAUAUAAUGGAUACGACUUUAGUUGUAAUCCAAUGAUUUUGUCAUUAUUAUUAUUAUUAUUAUUAUUAUUAUUAUUACUUUUAUAUUAUUAUUAUUAUUAUUAUUAUAUUAUCAUAAUUAUAAUAUAUUAUAUAAAUACUGAACUCUCUCACUCUCUCUCUAUCUAUCAAUUGACUACUACAACUAUAUAAUAUAUGUGUCCGCGUGGUUGACAAAUUGAGUAGCGGAAACAAUCAUAAUCUCAUACAAUAUUUAUUAUAUAAAAAUGCGAAGAUGGUUGUGAGAACGCGACACAGGUCAUUUUUCCCGCGUCGUCAUAUUUCGACUUCAACAAUGAUAAUAAUUAUUGUUAUUAAAAUUAUUAUUAUUAUAUUAUUAUUACGAUA